Molecule: messenger RNA, 752 nt
Organism: Pongo pygmaeus (Bornean orangutan)
Lineage: Eukaryota; Metazoa; Chordata; Mammalia; Primates; Hominidae
Gene: MED31
Product: mediator complex subunit 31
Exons: 4
Coding region: 1-555 (184 amino acids)
Biological process (GO): regulation of DNA-templated transcription
Cellular component (GO): mediator complex
Molecular function (GO): transcription coregulator activity
Source: RefSeq, a predicted model, not a curated record
AUGGGCGGAGCUGCCCCGCCCCAUAUCCCACAGUGCCCCGGGACCGGAAGAGGGAGCCGUGGUUUCCGGAACUUCCCCCGUCACUUUGGGCUUUUGCUCGGUCAGGUUGGUGGCGUUUUGGUAUCUUCGUUUGGUGGCGUUUUGGUAUCUUCGUUUGUUAUGGCCGCUGCCGUCGCUAUGGAGACAGAUGAUGCUGGAAAUCGACUUCGGUUUCAGUUGGAGUUGGAAUUUGUGCAAUGUUUAGCCAACCCAAAUUACCUUAAUUUUCUUGCCCAAAGAGGUUACUUCAAAGACAAAGCUUUUGUUAAUUAUCUUAAAUACUUGCUUUACUGGAAAGACCCAGAAUAUGCCAAGUAUCUAAAGUACCCUCAGUGUUUACACAUGUUAGAGCUGCUCCAAUAUGAACACUUCCGAAAGGAGCUGGUGAAUGCUCAGUGUGCGAAAUUUAUUGAUGAACAGCAGAUUCUACAUUGGCAGCACUAUUCCCGGAAGCGGAUGCGCCUUCAGCAAGCCUUGGCAGAGCAGCAACAGCAAAAUAACACAUCGGGAAAAUGAAAAACUGGAUACAGACGAGGCUCUUAAUACAUGUAUAUAAUGUAUUUCUUUUGUACAGUGAAGACAAAAAAAAAUGAAGAAUGAAAACUCUUCCUAUCUACCUUUAUUAUGGUAGCCCCUAGAACCUUUAGUGUGCUUUUUAGUCCAACUUUUUAUUGUUAAUAGACUAUUUCUGUUAAACCUGAAUUGUUAUUUGA